AUGAGUCCAGAAGAAGAACAGACGAGGAGGAGAAGGAGCUCCAAUGCUUGCAUCCGAUGUCGUCGGCACAAGAUCAAAUGCAGCGGAAAGGUCCCCUGCGAUGCGUGUAGACGCCGUAGGUUCAACUGCGAAUACGAAUUGGAGGAGCCGAAAGUGUUUGUCUCCAAAAGGUACCUCUCCGAAUUGCAGACAAAGUUGGCAUUACUGGAGGCGAAACAAGAUAACCCUUCAGCCUGUGUCCAAGAAUCAACACCCACUUCUCGUAUUCACGUUGAGAAUGGCGAGAUAACUAACCCAGUGUAUUCUCCCGAAUUCUUGACCCAUGUCGCAGGACCAGGAGGUGACUUUCAUUACCUUGGCCAUUCCUCAAACUACUCUUAUACACAACGGGUACUGCGACUGUUGCAUGCCCGCUUCUCAAAUGAUCCCUUUCCAUAUGGCACUUACAUCCCUGCCGAGGCAUCUGACCUGGGAUGGGAUGGCAGGAGGGCAACUGCUGAGUUGGAGACUGAUACGUUGCCCUCUCUCGAUCAUGUCAUCUUCCUUCUCAACGCGGUGAAAUUCCAUGCAGGGCAGAUCUACCAUCUGUUUGAUGAGACUUCAUUCAUGCCCCAGCUGUAUCAAUUUUACUCUGACCCCGUCGAAAACAUGACGAGAAUGGACCUUUGGUACAUCCACUUUCUCAUUCUUCUCGCAUUCGGCAAAGCUUUUGUUGUCUCCGAGGUUCAGGAGGGGAAGCCGCCAGGAUCGGAGCUGUUCGUCCGUGCCGUAAAGCUGCUGCCCGAAGCUACCUACUUACUUGGAGAGUUCGUUACUGCAACUGAGAUUCUUUGUUGCAUGGCACUCUACUAUCAAGCUCUUGACGCGAGAGUCUUGGCAUAUGAUAAGAUUGGCCAAGCCGUAAGGUUGGCCAUUGGUUCCGGAAUGCACACUCCCAUGCAGCCGGAUCAAGUUGACCAGCAGUUGAUCCAACGAUGUCGAAAGGCAUGGUGGACAAUUGUAGUGAUAGAUCGUCAGAUAUCGUGUUUGAUCGGGCUCCCGAUUCAAGUGCGAGACGAGGACAUAACUACCCCAUUGCCUGUAUUUCCCGAUUCAAACCAACGCAAUGCGUCUCUAAAUAUACAGGUUGGCUUAUCUCGCGCACUCGCGCAUGUUGUGAACACCGUGUACCGAAGUGGGAGCACACGCCACCUCAACUUCAUUGGAAGCAUCCAAGACGCGCUUCGAAAUGUAGCAAGCGUAUCUGAGGAGCUUCGUACACAUUUCGCCUUACCUGGUCCGGGUUCUGUUGGGGGGAUAUCUCCCAUUGCUGCCCAUCUCAAUAUACUCUACCACCACUGCAUUGUUGUUGCUACGAGACCCUUUUUAUACUUGUUCCUGGAAAAGCGGUGUAAAAGCUCGGUGGAUAGAGUCGCCGUCUUAUUUUGCAAAGAGCCUAUUCGCCAUAUCCUGAAAAUUGGAAUCGAGUCUGCGAAGCGAAUAAGUGCUAUCCUUCACGCAUUGAAACAGCAGCAUUUAAUAGAAUCAUUUCUGGCCUUUGAGUUGGAGGCGGCUUUCUCUGCUGGUACGUUUAUCGCCAUUUCCGAGGCAUGUUUUUCUUCUCUGCUCAAACAUGAUGGCCCAUCUUUACCUGCCAUUUCCGAAAGCCUUCAAGUCAUGGCUACAAAAGGCAAUCUCCCUGCCAAAUUUAGGCUCAUGGAUCUGAAUACAUUGACCCGGUUGCUUGGGGAUUGCCAGGACUUGUCUCAUGACACUCAGGAAGAAGGAGAGGCGGAGUCGACUGUGGCAGCUGAUCAGACGGAGAUUGCCUCGUCUCAGUCUGACUUGCAGGGCUUUGACACUGGCUCUAUUGUUCUGCCGGAUUGGCUGGAAGGUGCCGAAGCGGAGGAUCUGUAUUCGCCCUCGCAUCGCUUGGAGACGAUUGCAGAGUCCCUGGAUGGCUGGGAUUCAACGGGGUGGUUCUCUAGCUUGGCUUAUGAUACAUGA
Messenger RNA from Clonostachys rhizophaga, 1986 nucleotides. Lineage: Eukaryota; Fungi; Ascomycota; Sordariomycetes; Hypocreales; Bionectriaceae. The record is from the annotation of a GenBank genome assembly.